CCGACAGCGCGCAGAGGAUCUACCUUAUCCCCAACUCAUAUCACUCGAGCGGAAGCUGGCGUGUGCAGCUGGCAGCGUGAAGCCCUGCUCCUGCAGCAAGAUACCUCUCGAUCCAAGGUCUAUGCUAGAUACACAAAGCUCACGAUGUGUCACAUUUACCGUCUCAUGUACGCGUGCGGGUGUCGGAUCAAAGACCCUUACAAUUUCCACCAGUGUGUCGAACGUCAGGGGACCAAUGCCAAGUGCGACCCGAUAAAGGUCCUCGAGCUCGAGAAAGACCAUUACUGCGCCAAGCACUUGGUGGGCAGAGGGGGGGUGAUUAUGGCUUUUUCUCGGAGACGGCGGCCGUCGUCGGAGGAUAACGAGGACCACGAGGAGAUGGAAGAGGAAGAGGAAGAGGAUGACGAUGACGAUGCGGAGGAGGAGGAGGAGGAGGAGGAAGAAAAAGAAGACGAAAAGAAAACGGAAGAAGAAUAAGGACAGGCAUAAGGCAAGUGAGGAUGAGGAUUGUGUUCGUGGCUCAGAUGACGAGUUCGCCC
Molecule: messenger RNA, 539 nt
Organism: Aspergillus japonicus CBS 114.51
Lineage: Eukaryota; Fungi; Ascomycota; Eurotiomycetes; Eurotiales; Aspergillaceae
Exons: 3
Coding region: 145-477 (110 amino acids)
Source: RefSeq, a predicted model, not a curated record